AUUAAAUUAACCAAAAAAAAAUUAAAAAAAUUCUGAUUUCUUGAAGAAUCCAUCCUCACCAAAUUCACUUUUCUUCUUCUUCAAAUUGAGGUUUUGGGAAAUCUGAAAUCCAACACCCAAAUGGCUUCCUUUGCUUAUUCUUCAAUUUUUACACCAAUAUACCCUUUUUUUUCUCGAGCCAAACUGAACCUUUACUGCAAUUCUUCUUACAAACCCACUUGUAGUUCUUCCAAAUCUUCAUUUUUCAAAUAUGGGUUUUCUUUACCAGCUGCUAAAUCAUCUGGGUCUUCAUUGAAAGCUAAGACUAUGGGCAAUACCAUCUAUGCUAGAGCUGCUACCGAGAAGACUAUUUAUGACUUCACUGUUAAGGAUAUUGAUGGAAAAGAUGUUCCACUUAGCACAUUUAAGGGAAAGGUUCUUCUAAUUGUCAACGUCGCUUCCAGAUGUGGCUUGACGACAUCAAAUUACACAGAGCUCUCUCAUGUGUAUGAGACGUAUAAAAAUCAAGGACUUGAGAUUCUUGCUUUUCCAUGCAAUCAGUUUGGAGCUCAAGAGCCAGGAUCGAAUCCGGAGAUUAAACAGUUUGCUUGCACACGGUUUAAAGCUGAAUUCCCGAUUUUUGACAAGGUCGACGUGAAUGGCCCAAACACGGCACCAGUUUACCAGUUCCUAAAAUCAAGUGCAGGAGGAUUUUUAGGUGAUCUUGUUAAGUGGAACUUUGAGAAGUUUCUUGUCGACAAAAAUGGUAAAGUUGUUGAGAGGUAUCCACCAACGACAUCGCCUUUCCAAAUCGAGAAGGAUAUUCAGAAACUUUUGGCAGCUUAAAUUUGUAUGGAGAUUGGUUCCUACUUUUUAUGUACAUAUAUGAGAGAGUAAAAUGGGAUGAAGCCUCUUAGGUGUUUACAAUUAAAUAUUUUCACUCUCAACUUUUGCUUAAAAAUGAUAUGAGAAAUAGACAUCUCAAGGAUUGUUUUGCCAA
Molecule: messenger RNA, 979 nt
Organism: Solanum dulcamara
Lineage: Eukaryota; Viridiplantae; Streptophyta; Magnoliopsida; Solanales; Solanaceae
Product: probable phospholipid hydroperoxide glutathione peroxidase
Exons: 6
Coding region: 121-825 (234 amino acids)
Biological process (GO): response to oxidative stress
Molecular function (GO): glutathione peroxidase activity
Source: RefSeq, a predicted model, not a curated record